Messenger RNA from Glossina fuscipes, 2636 nucleotides. RefSeq names its product pair-rule protein odd-paired (gene opa). The transcript has 4 exons. Gene Ontology annotation, biological process: regulation of transcription by RNA polymerase II; central nervous system development. The record is from RefSeq and is a predicted model, not a curated record. Gene Ontology annotation, cellular component: nucleus. Bases 500 to 2260 code for a protein of 586 amino acids. Gene Ontology annotation, molecular function: DNA-binding transcription factor activity, RNA polymerase II-specific; RNA polymerase II cis-regulatory region sequence-specific DNA binding. NCBI's taxonomy places the organism in Eukaryota, Metazoa, Arthropoda, Insecta, Diptera, Glossinidae.
CUACGUUAGAUACUUUUUACAAACAUACUGUGCUGGUUGAUCUCGCUUCAGUUUUUUGUUAUAAACGUGCCGUGCGCUUAUAUAUAUAUAUAUUUCUCGCGCGUUGGCCAACAACAGCGGGCUUAUAGAAUGCUGUUACUUUCAGCACUUAUGCAUCGAUAUAGAGAAGAAGAAAUGCAUUGCGCAGCCAGCAACAACAAACACAUAAGAACGCAUAUUACGAUGCUUGGCUUUUUAGACACACACCCCAGCCAGGGGUCGUUAAACACAAGCCCCUUAGUGGUGCUUACUCGUAUAUGCUGAAUACACUCAUUUUCAUCGUCAUCGACAUCGUUUGUUGUAUCCAUCGACAAAUCAACAUCAUCUGGCUUCGUACGGUCUACGAUUGUCGCCCAAUACACCGGGCCAUCAGCAAACCGAUCUAACGGGCCAACAACAGCAAUUACAUCAGCAGCAACAACAACAACAGCCACAUGAUGAUCCCCAAAGUCAUCAGCAAAUGGACAGUAGCGGCCUUAUGUCUACGGAUAUGUCUACGCCUUCGGCGGCCUAUCAAAAUAGCGGUUACACUCCUUUCAAUCCUCAACUAAGUUCUUACUCAUCGCGUGAUUUUCUUUUGGGACGUCGGGCAGAUCAGGAUUAUAUAACGGCGACGGGUGGCAGUGGUCAAACUGUUGGCCAAACAGCUGCCGAUUCAAUGCUGUUUCCUACGUUUCCUGCCUCCCACGCUAACCAUCCCGAUCUGACUUCGUCCUUCGGCAAUCAUCCCUUUCAUACUCAUCCUCAUCAUGCCGCCCAUCAUCAUCAUCAUCAUUCGCAUCAAAUGCGCAUGGGCAUGGCCGACUAUGCACCGCAUCAUCCCUAUGCUCAUGCGCAACAUCAUACUAACUUUCCGUCGGUACAUGCUCAUCAUCAGCACAUGAGUAUGCAUCCUGCCGGAGCUGGGGCAUUUUUACGUUACAUGCGCCAUCAGCCGCCCACCGCCGCCACAACAAUUAAACAAGAAAUGCAGUGUCAAUGGAUUGAUCCCGAUCAACCGGGCGGACCAAAUUCUCGUAAAAUUUGUAAUAAAAUCUUUCAUACGAUGCAUGAGAUUGUCACCCAUUUAACGGUCGAGCAUGUCGGCGGUCCCGAAUGCACAACCCACGUAUGCUAUUGGAUUGGCUGUUCGCGUAAUGGCCGACCGUUCAAAGCUAAAUAUAAACUUGUCAAUCAUAUACGUGUGCAUACUGGCGAGAAACCGUUCGCUUGUCCUCAUCCUGGUUGCGGUAAAGUUUUCGCACGCAGUGAAAAUUUAAAAAUACACAAACGUACACACACCGGUGAAAAACCGUUUAAAUGUGAAUUUAAGGAUUGUGAGCGUCGUUUUGCUAAUUCAUCGGAUCGUAAGAAACAUUCGCAUGUUCAUACCUCGGAUAAACCCUACAAUUGUCGUCAUAUUGGCUGUGAUAAAUCAUACACGCAUCCCUCAUCGUUGCGCAAACAUAUGAAGGUGCACGGUAAUGUGGAUGAAAAAUCGCCAUCUCAUGGUUAUGAGAGUGAGGGCGAGGAUUCCUCGUCUUCUAGUAUUGUAACGGGUGGUGCUCAAACUCCACCGUCGGCUCGAUUAACAAAUGACGGCUUGUCAUCGGCCAAUGGAAAUUUAAAUAAAUCAUCACCUCUUUCUAUUAAAUCGGAACCGGGAACUUCCAGUUUGCAUAGUGUACAUAUGGGAGCCUCGUCGAGCGGUAGUGGAGGCAGUAAUAACGGACCUGCUUUACAGCAUAAUCAUCAACAUCAGAGCAACAGUAACGGUUCGCAAACGGCACUUGGCAAUAAUAACAAUGGUCUUCUAGAUCAUGGUAGUGCUGCAGUAAGUGGAAGCGGUGGCGGACUGGUGGGAGUGCAAAAUUCAACUAAAACACCCGCUUUGCAAUUAAUGGCAACUGCUUCCGGCCCUUACUUACCACCACCUUUAGGACCACCACCGUCGCUGGCGCCCGCACCCGGAACCCAUCAUCAUCCUCAUCAUCAUCACCAUCAUCAUCAGCAUGGCAUGAGUCCCGCUACCGCUACGCCGACAGGCAGUAAUAAUACAACUGCUGCCACUAUGCAGGUUACUGGUCAUCAUCAUUCCAAUUAUCAUUUGCUUUAUCAUCAUCAACAUCAUGCUCCGAGCGAUUGGUAUCAUACGGCUGCUCCCGCCUCCAGUACGGAUGCCAUAAAUCCUUUAAAUCAUCAUUUCGGGCAUCAUCUGAUGCAUCCAGGGACAGCUUAUUGAAUGUAUUUAGAUAAUUGAAUUUUGUUAGAAUAUGCCAUCGACUAAACAUAGAAGUUCUGUUCAAUAUUUGUUUUCAAAUAGUAAAAAUUUUUAAAAAUUUUCGUUAAAAUUAAAAAUUGCAAAAAACAUAAAAAAAAAAAAAACAUAAAUAGGAAAAAAGCCAUAAAAAUGCAACUGUUUGCUUAAAUAUUUUGACAGCUUGUAUACUUUUAAGUGCGUAAGUAUGUGAGAGAUGAAUUUUCUUGUUCUUCUCAAUUGCUUUCUAGUUUGCUUUUUAUUUUGGUGGAAAUUAAUUGAUCUUUUUCUGUUUCCACGCCCCUCUCCUCCUUGCAUCGUGAAACCAAAUAUUUUCGCUUCUUUUAAUUGUACCCUACAC